Lycium ferocissimum is the source of this 1176-nucleotide messenger RNA. RefSeq names its product NAC domain-containing protein 83-like. Gene Ontology annotation, molecular function: DNA binding. The coding region runs from base 308 to 1084 and encodes 258 amino acids. Lineage: Eukaryota; Viridiplantae; Streptophyta; Magnoliopsida; Solanales; Solanaceae. Gene Ontology annotation, biological process: regulation of DNA-templated transcription. The record is from RefSeq and is a predicted model, not a curated record. The transcript has 3 exons.
GAAGAGCACGUGGCACAAUACGUUGGGGCGAUGGCCGGUGCUUCUUGAAUAUUGACCAAGCACAUCUUUUGGGGCUUGGGUUGUUGUUAUGGACUACACGUUUCCCACUGUCUACUUAUUAACCAGUAGUCAAUCUUGGAGAUGAUGGUUAUGGUCAUGGUCAUGGAAACCGUGUUGAUACAACUUUCAACUUUGUUUCUUUUCUAUUCCCUAAGACAUAUAUAAGACCUUUGCUAUCUUUCUUGCUGGAGGAUGCUGUCGUUGGCUUGAAAGGAAAAAUUUCAAACUCCAGUAAGCAGUCCGAAAUAUGGAGGAGGCAAAAUCUGGCAAAGUUGGGAGCUUAAAUCUGCCCAUUGGAUUUAGGUUUCAUCCCACUGAUGAAGAGCUCUUGGUUCACUACUUGACCAGAAAAAUAUUUUCCAUGCCUUUGCCUGCCUUAAUCAUCCCUGAAGUACUGGAUGUUUUCGACUCUUUUCCUUAUGACUUGCCUGCAGGGGACUUAAGGGAGAAGAGGUAUUUUUUCAGCAAAACAAAUGGAGAUAUAAACAGCAAGGGGUGCAGCAGAUUGAUCGCUGGCAGGGAUUGUUCUGGUUACUGGAAGGCCGUUGGCCAAGACCAGCUAAUUGUUGUGCCAAUUUCGGGUACUGGAACUGGAAUAAGCAGCCAACAACAACAGCUAGUUAUUGGGACGUUAAAAACCCUUCGAUUUUACCAAGCAAAGCAUUCUGGAUUUUUAAGAACUCGUUGGUUUAUGCACCAGUAUUCCCUUGUUAACCUUUCCCCAUCUGAUCAGAAUGUUAACAUGACUCAAGUAGGAGAUUGGAGCAUCUUUCGCAUAUACCAGAAUAAAUUACUAAUAUCCAAGAACGGAAGGGCUAAGGCUAAUGUUGUUGCUGAGCAAUGUAACAAAACUAGUACGCGAAAGAGGCCCAUUGAUGUAGUGUUGCAGGACAAGGAGGAGUUCCAAUUAGGCAUUCCUCCACCCUCUUCUACUUCCUCUACAAAAUCAGCAGUAACUGAUAUCUCUUCUAAUCAAUCACUGGAAUUAGAUCAAGAAGUAACCAGUUGCCACUUCAGAUUUUGAUUUUUUUUUUUUUUUUUUUUUUUUUGUGAGCAUCCACAAAAGCUUGCUUUAGUUGUUUUUUUCGAAUAACAACAAAAGGAAAAUUGGCAGGA